This is a messenger RNA of Ruditapes philippinarum (Manila clam), 1182 nucleotides long. RefSeq lists its product as uncharacterized. Bases 1 to 1182 code for a protein of 393 amino acids. Gene Ontology annotation, biological process: DNA replication. The transcript is spliced from 2 exons. Gene Ontology annotation, molecular function: nucleotide binding; DNA binding; DNA-directed DNA polymerase activity. Lineage: Eukaryota; Metazoa; Mollusca; Bivalvia; Venerida; Veneridae. The record is from RefSeq and is a predicted model, not a curated record.
AUGUCUGAAUUAUACACACACACCCUUGAUGAGCAAAAGUAUCUUGAAUCUGAAGGGUAUAUUUAUGAAUGUAUAUGGGAAUGUGAUUUCAAACAGAAAUUAGAAUCGAAUCCUAUCAUGAAAAAGUACACCGAAUCUUUGGAAAUUGUGUCGCCCUUAGAACCUAGAGAUGCAUUCCAUGGUGGACGUACUGAAGCAUUUAAAAUGUUUGCAGAGUCCACGGCUAAUACUCAGAUUAAGUACUUCGAUGUUACAUCUCUUUAUCCCUACAUCAAUAAAACAGGGAAAAUACCCUUAGGCCAUUCAAAUAUAAUCACUGAACAUUUUGAGAACGUAAAUAAAUAUGAAGGGUUAAUUGAAUGCAAACUUCUACCUCCAAGAAAACUCUACAUUCCUGUUCUUCCAACUAAAUGCAACGGUAAGCUUAUGUUCACUCUAUGUCGCACCUGCAGUGAAACAUAUGAAAAUGGAGAAUGUCACCAUGGCAACGAUGAAAGGGCUAUUACAGGCACUUGGGUCACUGAUGAAGUUAAGAUGGCUACACAAGGUCACAAGAAAGUUAAACAGGAAGCCAGUGGUUUGCCAGACUGGUGUGAAAAUGAAAAAGACAAACAAUUGUAUAUUAAGCAGUAUUUUGAAAAAGAAGGUAUUUUACUGGAUUAUGAUAAGAUUGAAGAAAAUCCUGGUCUGAGACUUUUAGCUAAAAUUAUUCUUAACUCUUUCUGGGGGAAAUUUGGACAACGUUCCAAUCUAACGCAAACAACCUUUAUUGACGAUCCAGCUCAAUUUGUUGAUAUGAUGACAUCUGACCAACAAGAAAUCAAGAACGUACGUUUUAUAAAUGAUGAAGCAGUCCAAUUAGACUGGGCAUAUAAUACUGAUUUCAUAGAAACUUCAGGUAGAACCAAUGUUGUUGUGGCUGCAUACACAACAGCUCAAGCCCGUUUAAAAUUGUACAGUUAUCUACAACCAUUAGUUGAAAGAGUUUUGCAUUGUGAUACCGAUUCUGUUGUGUUCACCUCUGCACAAGGUGAAUGGGAUCCCCCAUUGGGUGACUUCCUGGGAGAUUUAACGGAUGAAGUUCCAAACAAUCAAAUAACUAGAAUGAUCACUGGGGGGCCUAAGAACUACGCAUAUUAUUUAGAAAAACAAAAACAAAAAAGGUCAAUCUUCAAUUUAUAA